Molecule: messenger RNA, 2406 nt
Organism: Guillardia theta CCMP2712
Lineage: Eukaryota; Cryptophyceae; Pyrenomonadales; Geminigeraceae
Exons: 20
Coding region: 1-2406 (801 amino acids)
Biological process (GO): mitochondrial RNA 3'-end processing; mitochondrial mRNA catabolic process
Cellular component (GO): mitochondrion; cytosol
Molecular function (GO): RNA binding; polyribonucleotide nucleotidyltransferase activity; 3'-5'-RNA exonuclease activity
Source: RefSeq, a predicted model, not a curated record
AUGUCAGCGUCGAGGCUUCUGGGUGGAGGAAGGACACAUGGCAGGACUUUGAGGCUCUUCGUAGCAGCCACCAGGACGUACGUUCGCUCAGUCGUAGAGCUGGGGCAGUCAUCGCUAGUCCUCGAGUCAGGAAACCUAGCGAGGCUUGCGGAUGGUUCUGCUUUCGUGCAGAUGGGGAACCUCUCCAUCCUUGGCACGGCGAUGCGAAGGAGGAUGGAAGCCUUUUACAGCAGGAGGAAACCGUUGCUGGUUGAUUACCGUGAGAGGUCGGUGGCGGUGGGAAAGAUCCCGAUCACACAGAAGAGGCGAGAGCUGGGGUUCUCAGACGUCGAGCUGAAGACAAGCAGCAUAGUCCAGCGAGCCCUCACGCCGCUGAUGAACCAGGAGAACCAGUUUGACGUGCAGGUGUUGCUCACCCUCCUCUCCUCCGACCGGAACCUCGACGUCGAAACCUCCUGUAUCAACGCAGCCUCCUUGGCAUUAGGGGUAGCGGGUACUAUCCAGGAGCCUGUAGGAGCUGUUUGCAUCGCCAACAUCGGUGACAGACUUGUCGUCAACCCUUCUAUCGACGAGAGAAGUGUUGCGGAUGCGGAGCUCGUGUAUGCUGGAUGCAGAACAGGAGCCACCUUGGUUCAGUUCAGAGGGAGAGAGCUAUCCACUAGUGAACUCAAUGACAUGCUCUAUGAGGCAAGUAGUCACGUCAUCAAGAUCGUCAAGGCUCAAGCAGACAUUAUCUCCAACUUCGAUCAACAAGCUCCCACUGAUGAUCUCAGCUACGAAGAAAUCUUCGAGCUGGGAGUUAAGAUCAAGCCUUCCAUCAAAGUUAUCCCCACCAAAGAGCUUCUGCACACCGUCAGGAUGGUUGCUGCACCCCAGCUCUCGCAGAUCCUGCAGGACAGCGAGAGCUCAGCGCGAGGGAGGCUGGAGGGGAUGUUGAGGUUGGAACGCGAGACCGGCAGAGUCUUAAUGGGAAACUCGGAGUAUGUUUCCAGGGAGUUGAUAACAAGAAGUCUCAAUAAGAUUGUCGUCGGGGAGAUUCACGACAACAUUCGAGCUUCAGGACGACGGUGUGACGGGAGGAAACCGUUGGAAGCAAGGGCGUCGUCCUACGAGUGUCAAAUUCUUCCCGAAGUUCACGGCUCUACUCUAGCUGAGCUGGGAGAAACACAAGUCCUCUGCUCCUGUGCGGUCGGUCGUCUCGAUUUGAGCAUGAUGCGCGGGGGCUACAUUCGAGGAGAGUAUCUUCAGUCUCUCUUCGUCACCUGGGAACGUCCAGCGUCAGCCAUUGCGACCGUCACAAACUCGAGCUUCUACUACGGGAAGUUGGAAGUUGAUCGAGCUGAGCUCAUCCACUCAUCAAUCUCGCCCGUUAUGGAUCAAGAAUACUCUUAUACUGUUCGUCUGCACUGCGACGUGCUCUCCUCCGACGGCAACGGCGUGAUGGCUGCCGUCGCUCCAGGCGUGCUCGCCAUGCUCAGUGCUGGGGUGGCGCUCAAGAGGAGAGUGAGUGGUACGAGCGUGUGCGCAGUGAAGCGAACCUCGACAGAAUUCGAGGCUGAGGGGGAGGAGGAGGAGGGGGAGGAGCCGAUGCUUAUAUUGGAUCCGACUUUGAUUGAAGAGGAGAAUUGCUGCUACAUCCUCAACCUGGCAGGGACUGAGAAAGGCAUCACGAUGAUCAGCCUUGACUUGCUGACGGGCAAACCUCCUCCCAUCGACGUGAUCGAGGACAUGGUCGACGUCGCUUACACGUCUGUCCGCCAAGAGCUCGAGACUAUCAACGAGGUCGAGAUUGUCCCCCGAAAGCCUGUGGACGAGGAGGUGAAAUUAGAAGUUGAAAUCCCCGAGGGCUCGAGGUCGAAGAUCAUCGCACUCCGAGGAUCAUCGAUCUCUAACAUCGAGGAGCAAUUCGACUGCCAGAUCAACAUCAGCUCCAGAGGCCGGGUCAUUCUCUAUGGCAAGUCAGAAGAUCAGCUGCAGGAGGCAUCGGAGACGAUGUUGAACCUUGUGGCGCAGGGGCGGGCGGGGAGGAGGGAGGAAAAGGAGGAGGAGGAGGAGGGAGCUGAGGAUGAACAGGACGAUGACGUCAUGGUGAAUCGAAACCAAAGGAAGAGGCAGAUGGUGGAGGAGGUAGAAGAGGAGGAGAUUCAGCACGAAUUUUUACUUGAGAUCCCUCCCGACGUGCUGGAACUGAUCAAUCAAAAACUCAUCGGUCACGAUGGCUCUCGCCUUCGCGCACUCGAGGUCAUCACAGGAGCAAGCUUGACGCUGAUGUCAGACGGCAUCCUCAUCCGAGCUAAAGAUCAGCGGAUUGCUCAGAGCGCGAUCGCUGUUGUCAACGUCAGGGUCAAGGAGCUGACCAAGUCGAUGAACCUCAGCGUGCCAAGGAAGGGGAGGUCGAGGAAGUGA